UGUUUUUAGUUUUCCUACCUGCUCUUCGUACGUCUUUUCCUGUCUGGUUUUUCCUCUGCCCAGGUUGCUUUUUUCACCAUGAUGGACGGAAUUAGUGCUGUGGACAUAUCAGCAGCGGGCACAAAGAGAGGUUCUGACGAACUGUUACCCCAAAGCACCGGACAGAAUGGAGCCACAGCAAUUGCCAAUGCAGUGGCAGCAAAUCCAGGAUCCUUAUCACCUACCAAUUCAAAUGAUGCAAAAAAGGUAAAGCUGGACACUAAAAGUAAUGGGAAGGCCUCCCGAGUAGUACACAUACGUAAUGUAGUUGCAGAUGCUACUGAAUCAGAAAUCAUAGCCCUCGGUGUGCCUUUUGGUCGCGUUACCAACAUUUUGUUGUUGAAAGGUAAAAGCCAGGCUUUCUUGGAGAUGGAAAAUGAGACUGCUGCGACGACAAUGGUGAAUUACUAUUCGCAUGUUACAGCCAACAUCAGAGGAAGACCGGUCUAUGUACAGUUUUCAAAUCAUAAAGAAUUAAAAACAGAAAAUGCACCAGCGCAACAGACUGCAGCAGCACAAGCAGCGUUAGCAGCAGCACAGUCCCUAAUGCCACAGACACUGGGUGUACAUCCAGGAGACACGCUAGGAGGACAGAACACUGUGUUGAGAGUCAUUGUAGAAAAUAUGCUUUAUCCAGUCACUGUAGAUAUUUUGCAUCAGAUUUUUUCCAAAUUUGGUGCAGUGUUGAAAAUUAUCACAUUCAAUAAAAACAACACCUUUCAGGCCUUGAUUCAGUUCGCAGAUGCGGUCUCUGCCCAGGCUUCAAAACUGUCGCUUGAUGGGCAAAACAUUUAUAACGCAUGCUGCACACUCAGAAUUGAUUAUUCCAAACUGACUACCCUGAAUGUGAAAUACAACAAUGACAAAAGCCGAGAUUACACACGACCAGAUCUCCCAUCAGGUGAUGGCCAGCCUCCACUUGACCCAGCAAUGGCGUUUGGUAGGUCUAUUUAUAUCAUGCUAGAUCCGAAUGAAACUGGUUUGAACUGGCAUUAUCCAGAUACACCUGGGAAUGCAGCUCCAGGUAUGCUGCCAACCCCAAACGCUGCUGCCAUGGGUGCUGCUUUUGCUAACCCAGCAUUGGCGGGAUAUGGUGCUACAGUGCCUGGUCUGCCCGGGAUGUACUCUAUGCCAACCCACGUUUCUGCAGCAGCUGCGGCGGCAGGACUUCGUUAUGCCGGACAGAUGCAGCAGCAAGGAUGUGUACUAUUGGUCAGCAACCUGAACGCUGAGCUGGUCACGCCUGAAGUUCUCUUUACUCUCUUUGGAGUGUAUGGCGAUGUACACAGAGUAAAAAUAAUAUUUGCUAAGAAAGACACUGCUUUGGUGCAGUUAGCAGAACCACAUCAAGCACAAACGGCUAUGACUCACCUCAAUGGCAUCAAGAUGUUUGGGAAGCCCCUCAGGAUUACGCUGUCCAAACACCAACUGGUACAGCUACCGAAAGAAGGACAGCCGGACGCAGGGUUAACGAAGGACUUUCAGAGUUCACCGUUGCAUCGUUUCAAGAAACCAGGGUCAAAGAACUUCAUGAACAUUUACCCGCCCUCGGCGACCUUGCAUCUUUCAAACAUUCCUCCCAAUGUAACAGAGCAAGAUAUCACAAGUGCCUUCACCAGACAUGGAUCAGUCAGUGCUUUUAAAUUUUUCCAGAAAGACCGCAAAAUGGCCUUAAUCCAGAUGGAUUCAAUAGAAGAGGCUGUCACAGCGCUUGUGGCAAUGCACAACUACCAACUGAGCAACUCAAGCCACUUACGAGUGUCGUUUUCUAAGGCCACUAUCUAGUAAGAAAACUCCUCACCCAACCAUCCAAGAAAAAACAAAACACAGGAGAGAGGCUGAAGAUAUCGAUGUCAUACAAGUCGAUGAUGACCAAACACAGAGACCAAAGCGUUGACGCAAUCAACAUUUUGCUGUUUGUACAUAUAUUUUGGUGGAUCUAGGGUAUUUUAAUUAUUGUUGUAGUUACACAUGUUGCACAUGUUAAACCCAAAGCAAUAACAAACGGGAUAUACUUUUUAUUGCGGAAUAAAUUUCUAUAUAAGAUUAGCAUGGUAAUUUGAUUUUAAAGGGUGGAUUGAAGCAAUAUUUUGGAAAUUUCUCACAAACUUAUAGAAUUGGUAGACUCAGCAAAAUGUUGAUUGACCUGUAGGUACCACAUUCCAGAAGACAAUCCAGGAUGACUUGAACUAAUUUUAUUUGAGUAAUCUUGAUUGUAGACAGAGGGUAAAUUAGGUGGAUAAUUGUAUAUGUUUGACCCCCACCCCUUACCACCUGGUCUGUAAUUUGCAAGGAAGACCAAUUCAUUCAUCAGAAAAGAUGGGUUUUUUUUGAAUGUUUUUACCAGCCCCCUAAAAGUAAAGGGCAAAGUUUUUUUUUUGACAAUAUAAAAUAGUUUUCCAUGAUUUAAUUAGUUGUAUAGAAUUUUAUAUUUGGAAGAAUCAUAUUUUGUUGUUUGUAUGUUUGUUUGUUUAUUUGUUGACACUGGAUCCUUGCUCAUGACCCACAUCAGUCUGGGUCUGAAUACACUCGUAUAUAGAACUUGUCGCAGUACGAGGUGGUGUAUAAUCUGCGUGGGAUUAGACAGCUAUGGCAGCCCUCAAUUCAGAAAAAAAAAUUAAAUUUAUUUUUUUAAAUCUGAAAACAUUUUUUUUUUUUACUAAAGUGAAGGCUGAUUAGUAAAGUACUACAAGUUUUAGUAAAAUCAACCAUCAGUAGCUACCAGCUUGGACAUUUACAAUGUACAUAAUUGCCAGUGUUUUUUUGUUUUUUUGGAGGGGGAGAGGGUGAAGUAGACUGUGAAUGUAUGGAGGUGAAGUAACCUCAUAAAGAAGUGGCUCUUUGUAUCUUUAUUGCUGUAAAUAUUUCAUCCAUUCAUGUAAUACUAUUGGAUUGUUCAGAAAUAUCAAGGGGUUUUGAGUCGUUUAACAUUUCCGUUCCCCUCCACAUACUCGCAUUGGAGAUAUUGCUCUGAUAAAACAUCCCCCUGUCAAUCCUGCCUCUCCCUCCAUUUAUGAAUGGGACAACCCCAUUGGCAUGAACCAAUUGAAGGUGAGAAGCCAAAGAUUCACUGGUUUCCAAAACUAUUCAAGAGACCUACAAUUCUGUGACUUUAUAACAGUUCUGUCUCUCUCCGGCUUUAGAGCUUCUGCCAUAGCUGUUUAGUGUUAUCCUUUUGUGUUGGCAUCUCAAACGAAUGCCAUUACUACAAUUAAUAACUGCAUCAUAAGGGUAUAUCAUAUGCAGAUUUUUUUUUCCAGUUUAAAUCUAAAAAGGAGACCAAGUCUUGACUAUAUAUUUUGGUAUUGUUAUGGGAAUAUAUUAUUUAUAUAUAUCACGAGAAACUUAGUUAUUAAAGGUUAACGUGUAUCUGUCCACAAAUUUCUCCCCUCUUUGUAUGAUUCUUUUGAUUUUUCAUCUCUCUUACUGACUUGUAUAAUAACAAAAAUCAAUCUAGUGCCUUUCAGAAUGAUGAAGCUGCUUUGCAGGUUUGCUUAUCUCAUUGUAAAUUUUACAAGUUAUAUUUCAUGUAAGUUUACUGCUGUCUUCUUUACCCCCUUCUGGUCCUACAACAACAGAGACCUAAGGAUUUUGCUUGUGACAAAAACAAAUUUGAUCAUGGAUGUACAUUUUUUUUUCUCAUCAAUGUAUUUCUGGUUAGGUGGUUUGCAGGAGAAGCUUUUCACUUUGUCAUGAGGAGUUUAAAAAAAUUAUUUUGUGGUCAAGUGGAAUAAACACCAUUGACGAAAAGCCACACAUUAAAAUUUGUGCUUUCCACACCACCCUCAGCUCAUUCUUGUGUAAGCUGCUCCUACUUAUCUCUAUUCUUGGCAAUAUGGACUAGUCUUGACAUUGUAAUUUUGAUUAGAAAACUUUAAUUUUGCACAAGUGAAGAGGGAAGAUGUCAAAACUAUUUGUAUAUGGAAAUUGGUUUUCAUGUUCAAAGUUGUGGAAAUCAGCAGUGUAAUCUUAUUGGGGGCCUUUAAUUUAGACAUUUUAAAAUGGUUGGCUAACUUUUACUAGCUAUAACAAUUGACUUUUUCUCGUAACUUUUUUUCUUAUUUUUUCUAGAUUUUAUGUUAGAACUCUUUCUUGUGUGUUUCUUACUAUCUCUUUAUCUAACUUGUAUUAUCGUUUAACUGAUAAUUUUAGCGUUUAUCCACAAAAGUUGAUUUGUAGUGACUUAAUAAUUUGUGAUGCUGUAGAUAUUGUGUAUGUGACACAUUUUUUUGUUUUAUAAUUGUUAGCUUAAAACUACGAUUGUUGCUAAGUUUAUUAUCUGCCUAUUUUGUAAGGGUAUUUUGACGAUCAUUAAAUCAUUACUGAUACUUCAACCGCUUUCUCUUUUCAUUCUUUAAUUGUUGACUUUCCAACUUCUUCUUCUCUCUUUUCCUCUUCUCGAUCUCCCCGAAACCUUCAGUCAAAUGGCCAGUCACGAUAAUACAUGUAAUAUUAAUAAUUACUUUAAAUUUUGACGCAAAUAACAAAAUAACAAAAAUGGAAUUACAGAAAUCCUGUACUUUUUAGUUUGACUGAUGGUCUACAGAGGAUCAAAUCCACUAAUUUUUUUAUUUUAUUUUUUUUUUUGAACGAGUACAUAUCAUCAUACAAGGUAAAGCUUAUUGGGUAUAAAACUGAGGCUUUUGUCAAAUAUGUUUCUUUUGCUUUGUUUUUAGUUAGUGAUCUAUAAUCUAACAGAAGAUUCAGAUUCUUGUGUAUUUAUUCAUUAAGAGAUGCAAAAAGGAGAAAAUAAUGAAUGAAUUCUAUUAUGUACAAAGGAGGGUGUUUUUUAAAAAAAAAUACUUUUGAAAGAACCCAGCAAUGUUUUAUAAGAAGCAUUAUAGUUUGGUGAAAUGCCUGAGGCUGUAAAAAUCAAAAACAAAUUCUGUUUUGUGAAACGAAAAGCUAGUCUAUCUCAAUCUAUGCGAAUCUGGUCUGUAGUUAUUGCUUGAGAGCUGAUGGAAUGAAGGCAAAGAAUAAGAAAUAAAUAUGGUUAUUUGAUUUCUUUUGUAAA
This is a messenger RNA of Saccoglossus kowalevskii, 5053 nucleotides long. RefSeq names its product polypyrimidine tract-binding protein 1-like. Gene Ontology annotation, biological process: mRNA processing. The record is from RefSeq and is a predicted model, not a curated record. Gene Ontology annotation, molecular function: RNA binding. Lineage: Eukaryota; Metazoa; Hemichordata; Enteropneusta; Harrimaniidae. Gene Ontology annotation, cellular component: nucleus.